CACUUCAUUGCUUCCUCCCCUGCUCUCGUCACUCCGAGGAGGCCAAUGGCCUACGCCGACGAGAAGCCCUCUCUCAAAUCGGACCACGACGUAGACCCGAUCGCUUCGAUCUCCCGCUCCUGCCAAUCCUCCGGUGCUGGGGAUGCCGAGAGGAUCGAGAGCCAGUUCGCAGUCUUCACACUCGCUGAUGAGCUACCCAAGCCUUCGGGGUGGGACGAUGGCCCCGUCCUCGGUUUCUCCGGCGGCGAUGAGAUCACCGGCGAUAAAGUUCCGGUGCCGGCGAGGCCCGAUUCGAGGCCUCGGUUUCCGCGGCGUCCGCAGGAACCGGAUUGUGCUUACUACUUGAAGUUCGGGACUUGCCGCUUCGGGAUGAAGUGCAAGUUCAACCACCCGGCGCGAAAGAAGAAGAAUAGGGUGAAAUCGAGUGGAAGUAGCGGCAGCGGGAGCAACAGCAGCAUUAAUAAAGCUUCUUCGCCCAAUGGUGAUCAGAUUGGCUCUGUGACUGCUGAAGAGGUUGUGACUGCUGAAGAGACUCCUAGAGAAGAAUAUGAAGAUCUUGUUCCAGAUAUAUCAGCUCAAGUAGAUACGUUGGGCUUUGUUGACAAGGAGAAUACAUCUUACUUAGGAAACCUUAAGAAGACAUCAUAUGAGGUUGAGAUUCUGAAGGUCGCCAAGGAGAACAGAAAGGAAACUGCUUCAGAAGGUAGUGCUCGGGAGGAAUGUAAGUAUUAUUCAAUGCCUGGAGGAUGCAAAUUUGGGGAAUCUUGCAAAUACAUACAUUGUGAAGGGAAAGAAAGGAAAACAGAAGCUGAAAAUGCUGACCUGAAUUUUCUAGGUCUUCCACUCCGUCCAGGAGCAAAAGAGUGUCCUUACUAUAUGCGCACUGGAAGCUGCAAAUUUGCCACUAAUUGCAGGUUUCACCAUCCAGAUCCUACUAAUAUGGCUUCAACAGAUUCAAUGUUGGAGCAUGAGAAUGGGGAUAUUCCACAGAAAAAUAUUCAAGGAUCCUCUCAGCUUAAUGUUUCAAUAUGGCAUGCUGACCAGAGGGCAUUGAAUGAGCACCAUGCUCCUUUUUUAGCUCCAGCACCGUCAUACAGCGUGGGAAUGAUUCCACCUCAAGGAAUGUAUCCGUCUCCAGAAUGGAGUGGGUAUCAUCAGGUCCCAUUGGGCCCGUAUUACCCUCCUGGUAUCUCUUUUCAUCCUUUUCCAGCUCCUCCUGUUAAUCAUCCUAUGUACAGGGGAGCAGAUGUACUUGGACAUCAGCAAGUUCCUUCCGAUGAAUACCCUGAGAGACCUGGCCAACCUGAAUGUCAACAUUUUGUUAAAAGUGGGUUUUGCAAGUUCAGGGGAAAGUGCAAGUAUCACCAUCCAAGCUUACUUGUGCCUCCACAACCAGCAGGAGCUCUUAGCCCUCUCGGCCUGCCACUCAAGCCUGACCAUCCUGUCUGCACAUACUAUGAACGCUAUGGAGUCUGCAAGUUUGGUCCAGCUUGCAUGUACAAUCACCCCUUCAAUUUCGGCCAUCCUUUACCGGCAGUAGCGCCACCUCUCUCCGCCCAAUACCUCACUUCAGGAAACAACACGGUCUAGCAAGCACGGACGAUAAUUUUCGGCAGUUCGCAUGAUGCUUGGAAUAAACUACCACUUGUAAAAUAGCGCAGCUGAAAGAGAGUGUACAAAUGGAGGCCAAGCUACAUGUAGCUCUUUAUUUUCAAAAAAUCGGAAUCAUGUUUUAAGUUUCAAAAAAAAUUGAAAAAAAAUCCUAGAUGUAGCCAAGAUGGAAUCUACAAACAUGCAAAAUUUAAUUUGAAAUUCUUAGUACUUCAGACUAAUAAAAAAUGAUAAAUGUGUGGAUCUGAGAAUAGUGAAUAGUGCACAUUUCAAACUAUAAAAUCUGUCAGAUUUUUUUCAUUUUUGUGUAGUCUAUAAUACAAAUAAUUUCACAUUGAGAUUUUACACGUUUGUAGAUUUUUAUCAUUGUCUACAUCUAAUUUUUUUUCAGAUUUUUUUAAACUUAAAAUUAUAAUUUCUGAUUAUUUUUGAAAAUAAAGGGCUACAUUUAGCUCGGCCUCUGUUUGCGUGAAAGUUGCAAGUGGGCUUUACAUAUUGAUUGUAGAGGUCUGGCUUACAAGUUGCAA
This is a messenger RNA of Lolium rigidum, 2138 nucleotides long. Its product is annotated as zinc finger CCCH domain-containing protein 65-like. The coding region runs from base 46 to 1590 and encodes 514 amino acids. The record is from RefSeq and is a predicted model, not a curated record. NCBI's taxonomy places the organism in Eukaryota, Viridiplantae, Streptophyta, Magnoliopsida, Poales, Poaceae. The transcript has 10 exons. Gene Ontology annotation, molecular function: metal ion binding; mRNA binding.